AUGUAUCUAAAUCGCCGCAAUGUUUCGCGUUCAAACCAAUAAAACAUAGGAAUUCCUUAAAGAGCAAUAAUCUGGGCGCACUCCAAUUCCAAUUAUAAUGCAUAUAAUAUUUGGAUUUCGUGCGUUAUUGGUGAAACGAUAGGAUGUACAAAACCAAAUCGUUAUUUUACGCGGCGUUCGUCUUUGAGGAACCACGCGAUGCAUCUCUUCGACGAUGUGACUGUAAACAAAUGUCAGCUUAGUACUAUACAACAAUUUAGCUGCAUCUCGUUAUUUCGUAUAUACUAGACAAACUAAAACUUUUACGCAUUACUAGAAUCAUUAACAACCUACGGGUUUGUUAAAUGAAUUCCAACGAUAAUUUGUGUCAAGAGUAAUCGAGCGUUUUGACGAAAAGUUUUGUUGGGAUAAUAGCGGCCAAAAUGCCUGGCAAAAUAAAAGUGAAAGUACUAGCAGGACGUAAUCUGCCAGUAAUGGACCGAUCAGGUGACACAACAGAUGCAUAUGUAGAGUUAAAAUUUGGCAAUAUUACAUAUAAAACGGAUGUAUGCAGAAAGUCAUUGAAUCCUCAGUGGAACUCUGAAUGGUACAGAUUUGAGGUUGAUGACUCUGAGCUACAGGAUGAACCCUUACAGAUUAGACUAAUGGACCAUGACACAUAUUCUGCAAAUGAUGCUAUAGGCAAAGUUUAUAUAAAUUUGAAUCCGUUAUUGUUGCCUGGUGUUCCACCUACUGUUAAGAAUAUUUGGACAUUAGAGGCAGCCAUGAACACUAACACUGGUUCACAGACUGGGUCAGUUAUGACUGGGUGGAUUCCAGUAUAUGAUACAAUGCAUGGUAUUCGUGGUGAAGUUAAUAUCAUAGUCAAAGUGGAAUUGUUUUCUGAUUUUAACAAAUUCAGACAAUCCUCCUGUGGUGUACAGUUUUUUUAUUCACCAAAUAUACCUCAUGGAUAUCAUACUCAAAGCAUUCAUGGUUUUGUAGAAGAAUUAGUUGUUAGCGAUGAUCCUGAAUACAAGUGGAUCGAUAAAAUAAGAACACCCCGAGCCUCUAACGAAGCACGUCAAACAUUAUUUUUUAAACUGAGUGGAGAAGUUCAGAGGAAGAUUGGUCUGAAAGCUUUAGAUCUUGGUGGAAAUGCUGUAAUUGGAUAUUUACAGAAUUUCGAUCUGGAAGGUGAAUCUGGUAUUGUGGCUCGGGGUAUAGGUACUGCAGUUACUCUUGUGAAAUUGCAGGAUACAUUAAACUUGCCAUCUGACAAUAUUGAAGAGCAACAAGACGAGGCGUCUCUAAGUCCAACUUGUCCACUUCCGGCUGUUUCUUCUAUGGUCUCAAAAGUAUGUCAAGUACCAACGACCAAGGCACAGCCUGCAGUGUCAUUGCAUCGGAGGUCCAGUGACUCUGACUUGAGCAUCACUCCGAAAGGUAAUUCCAUUGGAGCAAAUGAUAGAUCCAUGACCGGAUUCCUGAAGACGUCGACGGCUGUGAUAAGAACCAUGAAUCAGGAUGCAUUUGAGAUGUUAGAGUAUCCAUUCAUCACUAUGCAACAUUAUCCACCAGGAUUUAUUUUACAUAUCGGUGGUCUUGUAAGCUCAAGGUCAGUCAAGUUACUAGAGAGAAUAAGUAACUUGGAAGAGCCGGAAAGUCGUGACGCCUGGUGGAAAGAAGUUAGGAUGGAGGUUCGAUCACAUGCAAGGGCAUUAGCAUGUAAUGUGGUAAUUGGUUACAGAGAAGAAACAAGUAUUUGUGACGAUGUUUGUGUGCUGAACGCAUACGGUACGGCGGCCGUCAUUAAUCUCUACAACUCGAGUCAGGACACGGAUAGCGUUUUUAUCGGUAAAGGACAAUCAGGAUCAGUAAUAAAUCCCGCUGAAGUAGAACGAGAGAAGACACAACAGAAACCAGUACCUGUAAAAGCAGAAAAAUGUGAAACUGAUUCGUCAGUGACGACCUCGAUACAUCAAGGUGGUAAAGUGAGGCACACAUCCGAGAGUAAAGAUCACGAGGUUCAGUGCCAAAGUAAAUGCAGCCUCUGUCACUUACCCUACAACGAGGCGAGCGUGCCUUUUCGCGUGAACGUGUCGAAAUGUGUAAUAUGCAAACGUGCCAGGGUACCGGACGUGAUGUUCACCACCAUCGAAAUUCCGGAAAACGUGUCGACGACCGGAAGAGGAUGUAUUAUACAAGCCACCGUGUGCAAGACCAAAAAGGAUCUCAGAGGAGAAUUGAAUGCGAAGGAAAUAUCAGAUUGCUUGCCAUUUUUAGAAUAUGAGUUACAUAGUCUGCUGUUAAAUAAAUUAAAGGUUAAGGGAAUGAACGCCAUAUUUGGUUUGAAGCUACAAGUCUCUGUUGGAGAACGCUUGAUCAUCGGUAUGGCUGUCGGCACUGCUGUCUUUAUAACCGCGUUACCCACUCAUUCUGUACCACAAAUUGUUUCUGGAAAUUCGUGGCACAAAGAAGAACAGUUAGCAGAUAUUCAAAAGACUUUAAUGGAGACCGUCAAGAAGAAUAGAGAGUUCUAUCGACUUAAACCCGUCGGGGAUGUUGAAAAUGGACGGAUUACAACAUCCGACACUGACGAAUCCGAUGAAGAUCUCCCUGACUUAGAUUUUAGUGUUGGUACUAGAGAUACUUGUGUACUGGAAGUGGAUGACAUAGAGGAUAUGGAUAGAAUAUCAUUGUUGAUGGACGACAGACCACCUGAUGAUUUUCAUGUAGUAAACACUCAAACGAUUCCCGGUCUUGACGAUCUGGAGAUCGUUAGGAAUUUACAGAUGUUCACGCAGAUCUCUAGAACCAAAAUUCCUUCGGGACAAUUUGCAUCUAUGCCUUCAAAAUGCUUCACUAGGUUACUUCAGUCUGUAUACUUUAAGUUGAGGAAAAUGAUUCCCUGUGCCCUUUGCGAUAUGCAGUUUAAGUUAGCACUUCCUGAACCAGAUGAGAUACAGUUCACAGUAAUUGGAAUGGCACUUGGCUUAGGUGACCCAGUAAAAAUGAACAAAUGCAAGAAGAAGCUGAUGACUCAUUCUAUGAGCAAGGAUCAGGUGAAGAAAUCAGACGACACUGAUAUGAUAUUUAAUCUGGACGUGGAUCAUGCUGAGAUUUCGUCGGACAAUGCAUCUAGUGGUGUUACAGUGAACUCCUCUAAGUUAACUAAUACUCUAAGUUUGAGAUCCAGGACUCGUUCGCCAUUGCGGUCGAAGAUUCACACAAUUCAUAAACACAAACAUGUGCCUUUAAAAGGAAGAUACGGUGUAGACAUAACGCCACUGUCUUAUUUACCGGGUGGUCGGAUAGAUAGAUAUUUAGGGAACUUGAACUUCUUCUUUAUUCGCGAAAGCACGUCAAUCAGAGAGAACGGUGGUUUGAGCGGUUUCACGCACAGUUUCAUAACGGAGGUGCUAGCAAUUGUUCGUGCACACAUAACCGCCUUGGGUGGUAACGCAAUGGUGGCAUUUUUCAUGACCAAAUGUGUGCUUCUUCACAGCCCCCACAAAAAUCAGGGUCAGUGUCUAAUAAAUGUCGGCGGAGACGUGGUGUCCGUGUCGUACUUCGCGAACGAGAAGCACUGCGGAAUUCCAAACUGCUGACCUCAACCUCCCCAUUCAGCGCCGCCAUAGCUGCACUGCGAGGCCCAACGCCGAAAGUUUGAUUUCUCAACGAACGUUGUUAGUCGCCUCGGACGAACCGUGAUUCAUUAUCCUGUGAUAGGAUAGGGCUUGUAAAUAUUCGAACUCCUAGUAAUAAGUACUUGAUUACUUGAAUCGCGAGAAUUCGUUUGACGGUAGAUAACGCUCACAGGUGUUACUUUAACGAAGCGGCUUAGAGUAAAUAUCGUUCAAUCACACGACGCACACGCGCGAUCCAGCGAUU
This is a messenger RNA of Dufourea novaeangliae, 3873 nucleotides long. RefSeq names its product C2 domain-containing protein 5. Gene Ontology annotation, molecular function: calcium ion binding; calcium-dependent phospholipid binding. The transcript has 16 exons. Gene Ontology annotation, cellular component: plasma membrane. The record is from RefSeq and is a predicted model, not a curated record. Gene Ontology annotation, biological process: protein localization to plasma membrane; intracellular protein transmembrane transport; positive regulation of protein targeting to membrane. NCBI's taxonomy places the organism in Eukaryota, Metazoa, Arthropoda, Insecta, Hymenoptera, Halictidae. Bases 423 to 3590 code for a protein of 1055 amino acids.